ACUAUGAAGAAGCCACUCAUCAAUCUCAAAAACAAAGACCCCCAAAAGCUUCGUGGAGUUCAUAAAUGGCGGAAGAUCUAGACAACCAAAUCGACCAAGACUUCUCUCCCCUCCUCCGCAUCUACAAGAGCGGCCGCGUCGAGCGCUUGCUCGGCAGUGAAGUCGUUACCCCCUCCACCGACCCCUCCACCGGCGUCUCCUCCAAAGACCUUCUCAUCGACCCCACCACCGGCCUCUCCGUCCGUCUCUACCUCCCCGCCGGCCACCCACACCCCGACCCCAACCUCCCCCUCCUCAUCUACUUCCAUGGCGGCGCCUUCUGCGUCGAGAGCGCCUCUUCCCCCACAUACCACAACUACCUCAACGCCCUCGUCGCCAGAUCCAACAUCACCGUUGUCUCCGUCGACUACCGCCGCGCACCGGAGCACCCUCUCCCCGCCGCCUACGAUGAUUCCUGGGCCGUGCUUCGCUGGGCCGCUAACCUUGCAGAUUUCAAGCGUGUGUUCCUCGCCGGUGACAGCGCCGGCGCCAACAUUGCGCAUCGGAUGGCGAUGAUGGCCGGAAAUGAAGGUUCAGAUCUGGGAAUGAAAAUCAAAGGUAUGGCUUUAAUUCACUCUUACUUCUGGGGAAGGGAUGCAUUGGAAGGGGAAAGCGAGGAUCUGAAGUUCAGGGAAGGGAUGGAGAGAAUGUGGAGGUUUGUGUGCCCGUCGACGACGGAGGGUACGGACGAUGUGUGGGCGAAUCCACUGAGGGAGCCGGUGGAGAGGCUGGCGAGGUUAGGGUGUCAGAAGGUGAUGGUGUGGGUGGCUGAGAAGGAUAUCUUAAGAACGAGAGGAGUUGCGUACUGUGAAGCGUUGAAGAAGAGUGGUUGGAAUGGAGAUGUGAAGCUUGGGGAGCAUGAAGGACAGGGCCAUUGUUUUCAUCUACUGGAUCCUCAGUCUCAGCAGGCUUUGGAGUUUUUGGAGGAUUUCGGAAAGUUUUUGAAUCAAGAGUAGAUGGACUUUUGGGACUAGGGGUUUUUGGGUUGAGAAUAAAGUUGAAUCUUUGACCAAAAAAAAAAUUGCAUCUUCACUUCCAUAUGCGCAUCUCACAAUUUGUAGGUGUUCUAUUAAAAAAAUGUAUGAUGCGAAUUUUAGAUUGGUGAUUAUUAUCAGGAAGAUGUUUGAGUGUGUGCAUUCUGAAUUUUAAG
Messenger RNA from Dioscorea cayenensis subsp. rotundata (Guinea yam), 1189 nucleotides. RefSeq names its product probable carboxylesterase 12. The record is from RefSeq and is a predicted model, not a curated record. Gene Ontology annotation, molecular function: hydrolase activity. Bases 66 to 995 code for a protein of 309 amino acids. Lineage: Eukaryota; Viridiplantae; Streptophyta; Magnoliopsida; Dioscoreales; Dioscoreaceae. The transcript has a single exon.